Messenger RNA from Otolemur garnettii (small-eared galago), 1516 nucleotides. RefSeq names its product putative protein FAM220BP. The coding region runs from base 1 to 681 and encodes 226 amino acids. The record is from RefSeq and is a predicted model, not a curated record. Gene Ontology annotation, molecular function: STAT family protein binding. Gene Ontology annotation, cellular component: nucleus. Gene Ontology annotation, biological process: negative regulation of transcription by RNA polymerase II; protein dephosphorylation. Lineage: Eukaryota; Metazoa; Chordata; Mammalia; Primates; Galagidae. The transcript has 2 exons.
AUGGCCACGGGAGAAGUUAGUGGAAGCUCGUAUAGGCUCCUGCUAAGACUGACAGCUGCACCUUUGAGGCACUCCGGCACCUCUGACCUGACGAGACAACUGGCUCCUCCUGCCGGGGAGCCUUACCUGACUGAGACAGUGGGCUCCCGCCACUUAUGGGGAGCCACAUCCCCAGCGAGCUUGUACAGCCAAUCAAUAAGAAGAAAUUCAGAUUCAGCAGCCACUCCAAGCAAAGCCAUGGGUCUGUUCUCUGUUCCUGCAGAAGAGCAUUUUCCUGGAGUGUCCUGGAGUGUUGUGGAAGCUCUGGGGAGGGACUGGCUGGGAAGAGGGCCCAGAGCCAUGGGCAGCCACAGAGGACAGUGCUCCAAAGGAGAGUUUGGGGUGUCAGGACUGCCUUGCCAUCAAGAACUGUUGGGAAUGGAAAUUUAUAAGGAUGACCCACCAAGUGCUUUUCCUGAGGUCCUGGGCUCUGAGUUGGAACCGUCUUGCCUGCAUUCUGUCCUGUCUGCAGUACCGCACACAUGUCCUGAAGUACUCCUGAAUGAUGAGACAAAACACAUUUUCCUUGAACAUUUAAAACCCAUGUUUUCAAAGCAAACAAUAGAAUAUAAGAAAAUGCUUUCAAGUGUAGAAAGUACCUCAAUUGGUCUGCAGAUAACAUGGGGGUUACUGGCUCUAUGACCUUUUGAAUUAGCAGAUCCAUUAUGCCAUAGUUAAGGUACAAGCAGAACAAUAAAAAUAGAUUAAUUUUAAAAGUCGUUUUAGAAUGAUUUCUUUAACAUUAAAUCUAUAUGGAAACCAUGCAACCCUUAAGUUCCUGCUUUGGUUUGUAUGACCAAAGUAAGUUGAGCUUUAACUCGGAGGAAACUAGUUAAUGAAGAAGAAAAUUUUGUAGCUUGUUUUAAAUUGUGCUUGAAAGACAUUCAGGACUGGGAAACCAUUUAGGAGAGUAUUGAUAUAACCUGUAUAAAUAUCAGAUUAGAACAUUCUGAUUUAACGUGAAGUUCUCUACAUAUCUUCAGUACCCAUUCUUGAAGGGCUACUGUCCCACAUGCUGUGUGUCUCCUCCAUUUGUCUUUGAUCACCUAAUGGAAGUGGAUAUUUGUAAUAUUUACCCCCACUGUAUUGUUAUUAGGCCUUGAUGAGUUUUUGGUAAGCUGUUAUCAUUUCUCCAUUUUGUGGAACGAUUUUAAUUUCCUAUCUUUCUCACACCCCUUUCAUUCCUCUUCAAAUACAAUUUAGAUGGAGGUCCUAUGGUGAAAGUUGCAAUAUUAAACUUACCUUUAGAAUAAUCCUUUCUCAAACUAGGAACCCAAGCAGUGUUACCUUAAAUAAAAAGGAACUUGAUACUAUUUGAUGUUGCUCAGUUAUAGAGAGGCAAAUCAGGUACUUCCUUUAUACAAAUUUCCCAUGUUCUAGGAAUUGAGGUAUCUUUUACACUAAGAUUUUUCUGAGGUAACUCCUUUUGUUUGUUGAUAACUUUAAUAAAGGUCAUUUAAGGAUAUAUGUUUUUAAG